AUGGCUGCUCGUGAGAUGAAGACUCACACUUCCUCAGGGUCAUCUUUGGCUGCCGAGAAAUUGAAGGAUAUUCAGAAACCAAACAAAAGAGCUUUAAGGAGAGCAAGGAGGCACAAGCAACAGAGGAAGGUUAAUCCUAAGUCUCAUGAUACUUCAUGUGUCAAAAGAUUACAUAAAUUCAACGCAGCUGAUGCGAAUAAUGGAUGGUCAUUGGUUAUUCACAAGGAACUGAAAUAUCUCACUCAGAAUAAUGUCUGGAAUCUAAUCACGUGUUUCUCUGAUCACGGUUCAACAGGUAGCAAAUCAACUAUCAUUAAAUGUAUAUUUGAUGGUGUUGUGUUAAGUGAUGCAGGACCAACAAGAAGCAGAAAUAUCAGCUAG
Messenger RNA from Arabis nemorensis, 381 nucleotides. Lineage: Eukaryota; Viridiplantae; Streptophyta; Magnoliopsida; Brassicales; Brassicaceae. The record is from the annotation of a GenBank genome assembly.